Molecule: messenger RNA, 2094 nt
Organism: Aureobasidium pullulans EXF-150
Lineage: Eukaryota; Fungi; Ascomycota; Dothideomycetes; Dothideales; Saccotheciaceae
Product: general substrate transporter
Exons: 2
Coding region: 138-1685 (515 amino acids)
Biological process (GO): carbohydrate transport; transmembrane transport
Cellular component (GO): membrane
Molecular function (GO): carbohydrate:proton symporter activity
Source: RefSeq, a predicted model, not a curated record
GACUGACUCUUAUUCGUCUCAUCGUUCCUCAACUUCUCAUUCCGUUGCUGUUGUUCUGUUUGUGGUGAAGAUUUGUUGGAGAUAGGCCGACUGCUGGAUUUGAGGAGAACAGCUCACGGCAGCUCAAUUGAUCAAUUAUGAAGUCUGAAGCUUCUGUCCGUUAUACAGAGAUUGAGCAUUCUCUUGGCUUCUGGCAGGCAGCUAAACUGUACUACCCAGCAGCAUUAUGGGUUCUCUAUGUUAAUCUCGCGACUGUACUUAAGGGUAUGGACGGAGGUAUCACUGGUUCUCUUAUCGGUCUCGAUCCUUUCAAGAGGACAUUCGGACACCCUUAUAACGAUACUUACGUUGUUCCAGCCGCUUGGGUCAGCGCUUUUGGUUACGCUAACAACAUCGGUGGAGUUUGCGGUGCUCUGUUUUCUGGUUAUCUCUACGAAAAAUUCGGUCCUCGCAAGAUGAUCGCAGCGUGCUCUGUGGGAUCCAUCGGCAUCAUCUUUCUACAAUUCUUUAGUACGACUCCUGCACAGUUAUUCGUCGGCCAGCUACUCAAUGGAUCCAUUAUAUCAUUCUUUCCAAUCUGUGCAUCAGCAUAUACUGGAGAGGUAUGUCCACUGGCCUUACGAGGCGUCAUGGCUUCGCUGACCAACCUUGCAUUCAUAUGCGGCAAACUCAUAUCUUCAGGUAUCAUGAAGGGCACAAACUCGAUUGAGACUCCAAUGGCCUUCAGAAUACCCAUCGCUACCCAAUGGGCACUUCCAGUGUUCAUGCUUUCUCUCGUCUACUUCUGUCCCGAUCCACCAUACUGGCUAUGUCGAAAGGGAAGGCAUGAGGAUGCGGCACGAUCACUCAGACGCUUCGCCACUUCCGAAGUGGACACAUCACUUACUUUGGCCAAUAUUGUAGAAACUCUAGAGUUGGAGGAAUCGUCCAAGCCAGAAAGUCCCAACUACCUGGACUGUUUCCGCGGCACAGAUCUUCGCCGUCUAGUCAUUUGUGUGAUGGCAUAUGAUAUGCAAGCAUUUACAGGCAACAUGCUGUUUAUCAGCUACGCAGUCUACUUCUUCGAGAUGGCUGGGUUGGAUUCUUCGAAUGCGUUUUCCAUGAAUCUCGGUCUGACUGCUCUUGGCUUCGUGGGUACCUGUGCUGCCUGGCCACUUUUGUCUUAUAUCGGACGGCGUCCUGCAUAUCUGUUCGGCACAGUUGGGCUAGCCACCAUCAUGCUCCUCAUUGGUGUCAUUGACUUUGCCCCACGCUCGACUUCGGCACCGAUCUGGGCACAGUGUUCACUGAUGCUUCUGGCAAAUUUGAUCUACGACACAACUAUCGGCCCGUUCUGCUACGUGAUGCUUGCUGAAGUGCCAUCAGCGAGGCUGCGUGGUCUCACCAUUGCUCUGGCUACAGUCUCGGUUCAGGUACUAUCGAUCGUCUUCGCCGUGGCGAUACCCUACGCCAUGAACGAGGACCAAGGCAAUUGGAGAGGCAAAGUCGGAUUUAUCUUUGCUGUACUCGGAUUAUUGUGCACGAUCUACUGCUUCUUCUUCAUGCCUGAGACCCGCGGCAGGACUUUUGAGGAACUUGACAUCUUGUUUGAAAGAAAAGUUCCGAGCAGAGAAUUCAGAACGUACAAGGUCGAUGCUGAAACCGAGAGCUCGGAGACCGUGUUUGCGGAGAAGCCUUGUGUCUAAGUUAUCAUCUCAGAGGUUCCAACCCAUAUCUCUGGAAGAAAGUCAAUCACUAAAAUCACCUUGCAUCUUGACCGUCGUCAGGCAGGGGCUGCUAGGGAGCUAAAAUAUAUGACGUGAGUAGAGAUGUAUAUUAUCAAUGAUUAUGAUGGCCAAAAUACGUCUUUAGGCACACGAGUGGCGGCAGAGCACAACGUCUUCUGACGGAUUGGCAGGAUAGAACUACCGAUCCAAGCCUGCACAAGACUACCAUGUGUCAACAAGUAGAGGCAAGCGCAGAUUGCACUUCACCACGUCUGCCUGGGAGUGUGCGAGUUGUGGCAGACCGCCCGGUGACAAGGUAUGGCUGAGAUUGCAUUGUUAUUGAUAUUCACGUGCGCCUUGAUGGCCUAUCCAACCAGUGCCUGUGUAC